UAUCUUCUGUGAUGAAUCAACUGAAAAAAGCUGUUGUUUUUUUAUUACUUGGUGUGUUUGUAGACGAGCUACUUGGCAUCCCCGAACUAUGGCCCAACUUGGGUGACAACGGUCAUAUCAUAGGAUUACGCGAGGACGGGGGUGAUCCAACUAUACAUGUGUGGUGUUUAAAUGAUAAGCAUGAGACGUUAAAAGGACUGAGUAGUAGAGGGAACUAUUACUGUUCUAGUAACCCAAGAUGUUUGCAUUCUUUUUCUACUGGCAAUAUAAAUAAAAACUCCAUAGACGGCAGAAUCGACUUCGUGUGUCCUCGUGAAGGAUACAUAAGUGGUAUAGAUGAAGGUUAUUUUUUCAAGGAUCCUGCUUCAGUUGAGGUCCGGUGUUGCCAUGACAACCAUCCCCGUAAAGGCUGCUUCUGGGUUGGUUGGCAAAACUGCUUUGGACGUCCAUUCAAGUUCUGGGUACCAGAUGGAUACUACAUGGCUGGUUUUAGAAGGAAGUUGCACUUUGACCCAAAGAACAUAUUCUCGGGAGUUUGGGACUUCUAUGUGUGUAAAUGAAAAGCAGAAAUGUCAGUUCCUCUAGUGAAUCACAGUUAAUUGAAUGCCUUUUUCUUUCAUGGUUACAUCCCAAAUCUACGCUUCGUUUUCAGAAGCUCUCCUGCUCUAGUGUUUCUUGGUCAGUCAUAGUUGGUUUAACUGACGUACGUCAGCGACAACUAAUAGAGCAGCGAGAGCCCAUGUAACAGACGAUAUACCUUAAAUAAUGCAUGGAAUUAAACAGUAUUGCGGUCUAAGAUGCUCAACACCGAGCGAAUGACCGAAAUGAUAAA
Messenger RNA from Actinia tenebrosa (Australian red waratah sea anemone), 832 nucleotides. RefSeq lists its product as uncharacterized. Lineage: Eukaryota; Metazoa; Cnidaria; Anthozoa; Actiniaria; Actiniidae. The record is from RefSeq and is a predicted model, not a curated record.